UUAUUAUUAUUAUCUAUGGUAUAUAAAAAGUGAUAUUGCAAAUGUAUAAUUUCCUUAUUCUUUUUUUUUUCUAUCUUAUUUUGUACAUCCAUAAUGGGAAAUCAAAGCAAGAUAAAUAACAUAGUACUCCAAAGAUUGAAACACUUAAUCAAGCUUUCAAUAAAUAAGCCUUUUGAAACAAUGGCGAUUGUCUUAUUGCUAUGUCUAUUCUCUUAUAUGUAUCUUCUUCAAACUAUCAAUUUUUCUAUGACUAGCAAGGACAUAAACUCAAUACCAGAGCACAAUCCAAUUCAUGUAUAUGUAAAUGAUGUCUAUGGUAGACAAGAGAUUCAAGAAGACAUGAUAGAAGAUAACCCUAUUAUUAUCAUUAAACAAUUCAUCUUACGUAGUCAACAAAAUAUGAUGAAAAGAGAUAGUUUAGCCUCUGUACUUGCCUUUCAACGCCACAUUGAAAAUGAUUUUUUGAAAAAUUUCUGUUUUCAUAAUGAAAAAGGGGGCUGCUUUAUUAAGAGCCCAUUAAUUUAUUGGGACUAUGACAUUCAUAAAUUAUACUCUGACAAAGAUAUCAAAAGGACCAUCAAAAGGAAACAAGAUUAUGAACAUUAUUUCUUGAUGAAGAAUAAUAAUUAUGCAAAUGGAAUCGUAUUAUCUUAUGUAUUAAAUGAUUCCUACAGCAAUAAUCAAUUAAAUCGUUGGGAAUACGACAUUAUUCAGUCUGAAAAUAAUUUCUUUAAAGAGCGAAAACAGUCGCAAUUAUGCAGUAGUAGUAACUAUUUAAAGUUUAUUUAUAAAAACGCUUAUCAGACUCUAAAUACAAUUGAGUCGUGUAUUAUUUUAACUGGUCAUGUCUUUAUGAUAAUUACUUUAAUUUCUUUAUUUUACAAUAUGAAGAAAAUCGUUAUUGAAUCACAAUUCUUAUUGACUUUUGCCAUCAUUUUGAACGGUAUUUUUGCAUUGAUAUUUGGUGUAUUUACGACAAUUCAAAUAUUUAAAAUUGAAGUUACAAUAUCUUUGUUAAUGUAAAAAAAAAAUUUUUUUUUCUAACCGCUUUAUAAAUGAUUUUGUCUCAUUCCUUUAUAAUUAUUAUAGUGAAGCAAUUCCAUUUAUAGUGAUCACGAUUGGAUUUGACAGACAUAUCAAAUAUACAAAAGCCAUGUUGUCUAACAGCAGUAGUGAUGAUAAUAAUUAUUUACCACUACAACUGCGAGUUAACAACUCAGUUAUUGGUGUACUUUCUUGGGA
This is a messenger RNA of Cokeromyces recurvatus, 1242 nucleotides long. RefSeq lists its product as uncharacterized. Lineage: Eukaryota; Fungi; Mucoromycota; Mucoromycetes; Mucorales; Mucoraceae. The record is from RefSeq and is a predicted model, not a curated record. The transcript has 2 exons. The coding region runs from base 94 to 1023 and encodes 309 amino acids.